Heterocephalus glaber (naked mole-rat) is the source of this 14438-nucleotide messenger RNA. RefSeq names its product ARFGEF family member 3 (gene Arfgef3). Gene Ontology annotation, molecular function: guanyl-nucleotide exchange factor activity. Gene Ontology annotation, biological process: regulation of ARF protein signal transduction. The record is from RefSeq and is a predicted model, not a curated record. Lineage: Eukaryota; Metazoa; Chordata; Mammalia; Rodentia; Bathyergidae.
GCGCGGGGCGGCCGUGAUGCAGCAGCCGCGGCGCCCGAACGAGAUGGGGGCGAGUGAAGCGGCCUAGGCUCCCGGGGCCAGGCAGCGGCGUUGGCGGCGUCCCCGGCACUGCCCCUGGAAGGUCAAGAUGGAAGAGAUCCUGAGGAAGCUGCAGAAGGAAGCGUCCGGGAGCAAGUACAAAGCCAUCAAGGAGAGCUGCACCUGGGCCCUGGAAACCCUGGGCAGUCUGGACACCAUUGUCAAAAUCCCUCCCCACUUGCUGAGAGAGAAGUGCCUGCUGCCUCUCCAGUUGGCUUUGGAAUCCAAGAAUGUGAAGCUGGCUCAACAUGCUUUGGCAGGGAUGCAGAAGCUGCUCUCUGAAGAGAGGUUUGUAUCCAUGGAAACAGACUCUGAUGAGAAGCAGCUGCUCAAUCAGGUCCUGAAUGCUGUGAAAGUGACGCCUUCGCUCAAUGAAGACCUGCAGGUGGAAGUGAUGAAGGUUUUGCUGUGCGUCACCUACACCCCAACAUUUGACCUGAACGGGAGUGCAGUGCUGAAGAUCGCGGAGUUGUGUUUAGCAUGUCGUAAAACUGGAUGUCCACAAAUGCAUGAAAUGAUCAAAAUGUCCAUUAUGACCCUUCUCACUGCUCUGUGUCUGCGUGCAUUCCCUGGCGAUCAGGGGCCUAUGGCUUUUCACAAGGUGUGCAUCGAGACAUACAUGUGUAGCUGUCACCAGCGCAGCAUAAACACUGCAGUGCGGGCCACCCUCAGUCAGAUGCUAAGUGACUUGACCUUACAGCUACGACAGAGGCAGGAGAACACGAUAAUUGAAAACCCAGAGGCACCGCAGGACUUUGGGAGUCAAGGGUCAUCGGUAGAGACCCUCUGUGAUGACGUUGUCUCUGUCCUCUCUGUCCUGUGUGAGAAGCUUCAAGCCUCCAUAAAUGACAGCCAGCAGCUGCAGCUUCUGUACCUGGAGUGCAUUCUGUCCGUGCUCAGCAGCUCCUCCUCCUCCAUGCACCUGCACAGGGGUUUCACCGACCUCAUCUGGAAAAACCUGUGCCCGGCUCUCAUCGUAAUCCUGGGGAACCCCGUUCAUGACAAAACCAUCACCUCUGCUCACAGCAGCAGCGCCAGCGCUAGCGUGGAGUCUGACUCAGCCUCCCCAGGUGUCUCUGACCACGGCCGGGGCUCGGGCUGCUCCUGCACCGCGCCAGCCCUCAGUGGCCCUGUGGCUCGCACCAUCUACUACCUUGCAGCUGAGCUGGUCCGCCUGGUGGGGUCGGUGGACUCCAUGAAGCCCGUGCUGCAGUCCCUCUACCACCGCGUGCUGCUGUACCCCCCACCCCAGCACCGCGUGGAAGCCAUCAAGAUCAUGAAGGAGAUACUUGGGAGCCCACAACGCCUCUGUGACCUAGCAGGGCCCAGCUCCACAGAGCCAGAACCCAGGAAAAGAUCAGUUUCAAAAAGGAAGUCUCACCUGGAUCUUCUCAAACUUAUCAUGGAUGGCAUGACAGAGGCAUGCAUCAAGGGUGGCAUCGAAGCCUGCUACGCUGCCGUGUCCUGUGUGUGCACCUUGCUGGGGGCUCUGGACGAGCUCAGCCAGGGCAAGGGGCUGAGUGACAGCCAGGUGCAGCUGCUACUCCUGCGCCUGGAAGAGCUGAGGGACAGGGAUGGGGCCGAGUCCAGCCGAGACUCCAUGGAGAUCAACGAGGCUGACUUCCGCUGGCAGAGGCGAGUGCUGUCCUCGGAGCACACGCCCUGGGAGGCAGGCAAUGAGAGGAGCCCCGACAUCAGCAUCAGUGUCACCACAGACACCGGCCAGACCACCCUGGAGGGAGAGUUGGGUCAGACAACACCUGAGUACCACACAGAGAACCACAAGAAUGGGCUCAAGUCUCCAGCCAUCCAGGAGGGCAAGGAGACACCAGGCAAAGUGUCAGAGCCCGAGGCCAUAGACCAACCUGAUGUGGUUCAGAGGAGCCACAUGGUCGCUUACCCUGACAUCACCAACUUCCUGUCAGUGGACUGCAGGAUGCGGUCCUACGGCUCCAGGUACAGUGAGAGCAACUUUAGUGUGGAUGACCAGGACCUGUCAAGGACAGAGUUUGAUUCCUGUGAUCAGUACUCAAUGGCAGCAGAAAAGGACUCGGGCAGAUCAGACGUGUCGGACAUUGGGUCGGACAACUGUUCACUGGCUGAUGAGGAGCAGACCCCUCGGGACUGCCUGGGCCACCGGUCCUUGAGGACAGCUGCUCUGUCUCUCAAGCUGCUGAAGAACCAGGAGGCCGACCAGCACAGCGCCCGGCUGUUCAUGCAGGCCCUGGAGAGCCUCCUGCCUCAGCUGCUGGCACUCUCCAGCGUGGAGGAGGUGGACACAGCCCUCCAGAACUUUGCCUCUACUUUCUGCUCAGGCAUGAUGCACUCGCCCGGCUUUGACGGGAACAGCAGCCUGAGCUUCCAGAUGCUGAUGAACGCCGACAGCCUGUACACGGCGGCGCACUGCGCCCUGCUGCUCAACCUGAAGCUGUCGCACAGUGACUACUACCGGAAGCGGCCCGCCCUGGCGCCGGGCGCCAUGAAGGAGUUCAUGAAGCAGGUGCAGACCAGCGGUGUGCUGAUGGUCUUCUCCCAGGCCUGGAUCGAGGAGCUGUACCACCAGGUGCUGGACAGAAACAUGCUGGGAGAAGCUGGCUACUGGGGCAGCCCAGAGGACAACAGCCUGCCACUCAUCACCAUGCUGACCGAUAUUGAUGGCUUAGAGAGCAGCGCAAUUGGUGGCCAGUUGAUGGCCUCAGCUUCUACAGAAUCUCCUUUUACCCAGAGCAGGAGAAUUGACGACUCCACGGUGGCGGGUGUGGCCUUUGCUCGCUACAUUCUGGUCGGCUGCUGGAAGAAUCUGAUCGACACUCUGUCCACCCCCCUGACUGGCCGCAUGGCAGGGAGCUCCAAAGGGCUAGCUUUCAUCCUGGGAGCUGAGGGCAUCAAAGAGCAGAACCAGAAGGAGCGCGACGCCAUCUGCAUGAGCCUCGACGGGCUGCGGAAAGCUGCCAGGCUGAGCUGUGCACUAGGGGUUGCUGCUAACUGCGCCUCAGCCCUCGCCCAGAUGGCGGCUGCCUCCUGUGUCCAGGAAGAGAAAGAGGAAAGGGAAGUGCAAGAACCCAGCGAUGCCAUAGCACAAGUGAAACUAAAAGUGGAGCAGAAACUGGAGCAGAUGGGGAAGGUGCAGGGGGUAUGGCUGCACACGGCCCACGUCUUAUGCAUGGAUGCCAUCCUCAGCGUAGGCCUGGAGAUGGGAAGCCACAACCCGGACUGCUGGCCACACGUGUUCAGGGUGUGUGAGUACGUGGGCACCUUGGAGCACACCCACUUCAGUGACGGAGCCUCACAGCCGCCUCUGGCCAUCAGCCAGCCCCAGAAGGCGCCCGGGGCUUCUGGGAUCCUUGGGGACCUGGAGUGCGAGGGCGAAUCCCAGGAGCCCAGCGUGGAGCAGGGGCCCUCCCUGAGCACAGCCCCCAUGGUCCAGCCUCUGUCCAUCCAAGAGCUCGUUCGGGAAGGCAGCCGGGGCCGGGCCUCCGACUUCCGCAGCGGCAGCCUCAUGAGUGCGACCAGCGCCGCCAAGGUGGUGCUGAGCCUGUCCACCCAGGCUGACAGGCUCUUUGAAGAUGCUACAGAUAGGCUGAACCUCAUGGCUCUGGGAGGCUUCCUUUACCAGCUGAAGAAAGCGUCGCAGUCCCAACUUUUCCAUUCUGUUACGGAUACAGUUGAUUACUCUCUGGCGAUGCCAGGAGAAGUUAAAUCCACCCAGGACCGAAAAAGCGCCCUGCAUCUGUUCCGCCUGGGGGACGCCAUGCUGAGGAUUGUGCGGAGCAAAGCCCGGCCCCUGCUGCAUGUGAUGCGCUGCUGGAGCCUGGUGGCCCCGCACCUGGUGGAGGCUGCCUGCCACAAGGAAAGACAUGUGUCUCAGAAGGCUGUGUCCUUCAUCCACGACAUCCUGACAGAGGUUCUCACCGACUGGAAUGAGCCGCCUCAUUUUCACUUUAACGAAGCACUCUUCCGACCUUUCGAGCGUAUCAUGCAGCUGGAGUUAUGUGAUGAAGAUGUCCAAGACCAGGUGGUGACAUCCAUCGGGGAGCUGGUGGAGGUGUGUUCCACGCAGAUCCAGUCGGGCUGGAGGCCGCUGUUCAGUGCCCUGGAGACUGUGCACGGCGGGGGCAAGGCUGAGGUGAAGGAGUACCUCAUGGGGGACUACACCAUGGGAAAAGGCCAAGCUCCCGUCUUCGAUGUGUUUGAAGCUUUUCUCAAUACCGACAACAUCCAGGUCUUUGCUAAUGCAGCCACCAGUUACAUCAUGUGCCUUAUGAAGUUUGUCAAAGGACUUGGGGAGGUGGACUGUAAAGAAAUCGGAGACUGCGUCCCAGGACCAGGAGCCGCGUCCACAGACCUGUGCCUGCCCGCCCUGGAUUACCUCAGGCGCUGUUCACAGUUAUUGGCCAAGAUCUACAAAAUGCCCUUGAAGCCAAUAUUCCUUAGUGGACGACUUGCCAGCUUGCCUCGAAGGCUUCAGGAGCAGUCGGCGAGCAGUGAGGAUGGGAUCGAAUCAGUCCUGGCUGAUUUUGAUGAUGACACCGGUCUGAUAGAAGUCUGGAUCAUCCUGUUGGAGCAGCUGACAGCAGCUGUGUCCAACUGUCCACGUCAGCACCAGCCGCCGACCUUGGAUCUACUCUUUGAGCUGCUGCGAGAUGUUACCAAAACACCCGGACCAGGGUUUGGAAUCUAUGCAGUUGUUCACCUUCUCCUUCCUGUGAUGUCCCUGUGGCUCCGCCGUAGCCAUAAAGACCAUUCCUACUGGGAUGUGGCCUCUGCCAACUUCAAGCAUGCCAUCGGCCUGUCGUGUGAGCUGGUGGUGGAGCACAUCCAGAGCUUCCUGCACUCAGACAUCAGGUACGAGAGCAUGAUCAACACCAUGCUGAAGGACCUCUUUGAGUUGCUGGUGGCCUGUGUGGCCAAGCCCACAGAGACCAUCUCCAGAGUGGGCUGUUCCUGCAUUAGGUACGUGCUGGUGACAGCGGGGCCCAUGUUCACUGAGGAAAUGUGGCGGCUUGCCUGCUGUGCCCUGCAGGAAGCCUUCUCCGCCACACUCAAACCAGUGAAGGACUUGCUGGGCUGCUUCCACAGUGGCACCGAGAGCUUCAGCGGGGAAGGCUGCCAGGUGCGGGUGGCGGCCCCAUCCUCCUCCCCCAGUGCCGAGGCCGAGUACUGGCGCGUCAGAGCCAUGGCCCAGCAGGUGUUCAUGUUGGACACCCAGUGCUCGCCCAAGACUCCAAACAACUUUGACCACGCCCAGUCCUGCCAGCUCAUCAUCGAGCUGCCUCCCGACGAGAAACCGAACGGACACAGCAAGAAGAGCGUGUCUUUCAGGGAAAUCGUGGUGAGCUUGUUGUCGCAUCAGGUGCUGCUCCAGAACCUGUACGACAUCCUGCUGGAAGAGUUCGUCAAAGGCCCCUCUCCUGGAGAGGAGAAGACGGUGCAGGUGCCAGAUGCCAAGCUGGCUGGCUUCCUCAGGUACAUCUCCAUGCAGAACUUGGCGGUCAUCUUUGACCUGCUGCUGGACUCGUACCGGACGGCCAGAGAGUUUGACACCAGCCCAGGGCUGAAAUGCCUGCUGAAGAAGGUGUCGGGCAUCGGGGGCACCGCCAACCUCUACCGCCAGUCUGCCAUGAGCUUCAACAUUUACUUCCAUGCACUGGUUUGCGCCGUGCUCACCAACCAAGAAGCCAUCACUGCUGAGCAAGUGAAGAAGGUCCUUUUUGAGGAUGAUGAGAGAAGCACAGAUUCCUCCCAGCAGUGCUCAUCAGAGGAUGAAGACAUCUUUGAGGAGACGGCCCAGGUGAGCCCCCCACGAGGCAAGGAGAAGAGGCAGUGGAGGGCGCGGAUGCCCUCGCUCAGCGCGCAGCCCGUCAGCAACGCCGACUGGGUGUGGCUGGUCAAGCGGCUGCACAAACUGUGCAUGGAGCUGUGCAACAACUACAUCCAGAUGCACCUGGACCUGGAGAGCGGCGUGGAGGAGCCGCCGGUCCUCAGGAGCGACCCGUUCUUCAUCCUCCCCUCCUUCCAGUCCGAGUCGUCCACCCCGUCCACUGGUGGCUUCUCUGGGAAAGAUACACCUUCCGAGGACGACCGGAGUCAGGGCCGAGAGCACCUGGGCGAGUGUCUGGGCCUGCGGGUGGGCAGCGGGGAUGUGCUGAUGCUGCCCCCCAGCCCCAAGGUGGAGAGGAAGGAUGCCAGCCGGAAGAAAGAGUGGUGGGAGAAUGCGGGCAACAAGAUCUACACCAUGGCGGCUGACAAGACCAUCACAAAGCUGAUGACUGAGUAUAAAAAGAGGAAGCAGCAGCACAACCUGCCCACCUUCCCCAAGGAGGUUAAAGUGGAUAAGAAGGGCGAGCCACUAGGGCCUAGGGGGCCGGACUCCCCGCUGCUUCAGCGUCCCCAGCACCUGAUAGACCAGGGGCAAAUGCGCCACUCCUUCAGUGCUGGCCCCGAGCUGCUGCGACAGGACAAGAGGCCACGCUCAGGCUCCACGGGGAGCUCUCUGAGUGUCUCCGUGAGGGAUGCUGAAGCACAGAUUCAGGCAUGGACCAACAUGGUGCUAACAGUCCUCAACCAGAUUCAGAUCCUCCCAGAUCAGACCUUCACGGCCCUCCAGCCUGCAGUGUUCCCAUGCAUCAGCCAGCUGACCUGUCACGUGACUGACAUCAGAGUUCGCCAGGCCGUGCGAGAAUGGUUGGGCAGAGUGGGCCGUGUCUAUGACAUCAUUGUGUAGAAGACUUGAGUUCCAUCUCCAAGGAUGUACAAUAGCAAGGUUAGAGUCUGCCCGCUAAUCUAACUGAUAGCAUUUUCCCCACCACCAGCUCCGUGUAAAGUAGGUCUCAGAGAGCAGUGUUCCCUAAGGUAAAAAAGCCUUUCCAACCACUCCCUAAUGAAUCAGCCUUGGGCCAUCCUGGAUACCAAGGUGGCAUCUGGAUGACACAAGUGAUCUUCUGAUUUUGCACACUAUUACAGAAGAUUCUAUGUUCUUUGAUAUAUUUCUAAAUCUUGUUUAUUUCCAAGUGCUUUUGCUUGCCCUGUUGUACCGAAAUGGAUCAUUUUCAAAGACCAUGCCUUUGAAAACACUACAUAGAUCCAUUGGAGUCAUCAUUUUAAAAGUAAAUGCAAUUCCUAAGGAACUAAUUGCUGGUAAGUCAAGCUGAUGUAUAAAUACUCAUAUCUCGUACCAAACAUUAUUAAUUAGAAGGAAGUUUAUAUUAUGAUUAUGGAUUUGGCUGGGAAGAAAAUAGCUACAAAAAGGUAUUUUUCAGUGCCACAAUCAAGAAAGAGAUGAUUUCUGCUGUGAAAUAUUCCAGAGCAUUUCAACAUUAUUCCUAAAUUGUUAAGAUUUUCAGGUUACUAUUCGCUAGCUUCCCCUGUGUAAGGUACUGUUGUGCCUUUAUUUCUGCUUCUAAAGAAAGAAAUUCUUUCCUAGCAGGAUUGUAAGUCUGCUUUGGCAGCCUUUAACAUGAAGGAUCCCGUGGUACUGGCUGAUGCAUCUAUUGUUAAGAGACAACAAGGAAAGGAAAGAAAAUGGUGCCUUAGUCCUUUGUUGCGCAGACAUUUCUAUGCCCCACGACUAUCUGAACUUAAGGUAUAACACUCGGUUUUUAGGAGAACCAAAUAUUAAGAUGGUACUCAUUUUAUAUCAGUAUGCUUGGAGGAAAGGCACUCAAAGUCCUCCAUCCAGUGAGCAGACUUCUCAGGGAAGCGGGCAGGCAGUGUGGGAUAGGGAGACAGCUGGAAGGGGUGGGAAAGGGGAUUGUCAUGAAACACGAUGCAACAAACAUGAAAUCAGAAACAAGUUCUAAUCUCAGAAGAAAACAAGACUAAAGAACAGAGACAAUGAGUUUUAGAAAAUUAUUUUUUGCUAUUUCAAAUAUGUCUCUUUAUGUUUAAAGUCCUUUUAUUUGGACCAGUAUUUUUAAGUGGAUAUAUCUUUCCCUAUUAUAAAAUGAAUUUGAAACCUUUCUUUUCUUAUACUAUGUGUGUAUAUGCAGACACACACUUUUUUGUAUCAGGCUGGGGAUUGAACCCAAGGCCUCACUCAGGCUAAGCACACAGUCUACCACUGAGCUACAUCCCCAGUUCUUACUAUAAUGUAUUUUAUAUUUCUUACAUUAUAAUAAUGAUUGGGCCUUCUCAGGCAAGCCCAUUUAUAUACAUUCUAGGAAAUAGAGUAGUUGCUAAAGCAUACAUGGUAAUUUCCCAGCACCUACAAAUGUCAUCCUUUAAAAAUAAAAACAAAACAUCAGUUCUUCAGUAUUGAAACAAGGCUUUGAAAUAGAUUAAGCUUUAUCCAGUGAUAGUAUUCAUAAACUUAGCCCUACUUGAGAACUGUGUAGCUAUCAGCAAAGUUAGAGCAGGGCAAGCUUCUCUAAGUUGAUCAAAAAGAAAAUCUUAUUUUUGGGGGGGAGUACCGGGGAUCGAACUCGGGACCUUGCGCUUGUGAGGCAGGCAGCGGAACCACUGAGCUAAAUCCCCGGCCCAAGAAAAUCUUAUUUACUACACUUCUAGAAACACCCCCAAAUCCAGAGAUUUUUCUAGUCCCAUAAAUCAUUCUCUUUGCCUUCAGUUUUUUCUCAUUAGACAGUAAUUCACAUUUACAAACAGAUCAACUGUUUUUAAUAGAAAAUACAUUAAUGAGAUAUUAAAGAGCUGUGUUCUUAUAUAUAACUUUUGAAUUUGUGUACUUUGUGAAACUCAAAGGAGUACACCAUGGUUGUUUUGUUUCUUUUUAGCUUCUCUGAAGCCCAGGCACUCCACAGUUUAUGGGUGGGGGUCAACAAACCAGAGUACAGAAGUAGAGUACUUACAAAAUUCUUAUACGUAGCAACCUUUCAUAAAGUAUACAAAUCCAAAGGAACCCAGUCUCAGGGUAUAGGUUUCAGUUCAUUGUGCAGAAAUGAGAAUUCAUUCUCCCACAUAGUCUCUGUCAUGGACUCUAAAACUAGCUAAUGCACAUCAGUUUCUCCAUGGUAUGUCCAAACUCUGUUCUGUACUCGCCCGGUUACAGGCCCCGAGGAUAAAAAGAUGAAGACAUGUACCCAGAUCCCGACCUACAGUUUUGUAAAAGGUUUUGGGUGCCUUCCCAUCUUGUUGACAGCCCACUCAUUACGAGUCCCACAGCACUCUGAUGCCCACCUCCAUGCCUAAUGACCUCUGAGCUCCACCCCUACCCGAUGUCCAUGUCCAUGUCCAUAUCCAGAUUCACCUGGUAAAGUAGUUAAAUCACGGCCACACCUUCCUGGGAUAUUUGCAGUUUUCAAAAAAGACAUUGCUUGAUGCAAAGGAGUCUGUAAAGAGUAGGCCGUAAAGCCGGGCAUAGUGUUGCUUGCCUGUAAUCCCAGCACUCUGGGAGGCCAAGGCAAGAGGCUUCCGAGUCUGAGGCCAGCCUAGGCAAUUUAGCAAGAAAAUGCCCCCAAAUUUAAAAAAAAAAAAAAAAGGCUGGGGAUAUAGCUUGGUGCAAAGACCCUGGGUUCAAUCCCCAUAACUGGAAAAAAUAGAAAGAGUGGGACUUCCACUGACUCUUUAGGGGAAAGGGUGGUAAUUUGUAACAUGUGGUAGACAGUGUCCCCUCCAAGUGUGAAAGUCCUCCACACUGUAUUUUGGUAAAAUAUGCUUCAUACAACAAGCAUGAAAGCUCCGAGUGUAAGACUCCCUGCCUGAGCAGCCCAGCCAAGGCCAUGCACUCUUGGCAGAGCUCUCCCUGCCAUGAGGAAGGGUGCAGGUUUGGACAGUGGAGGGCUAAGAAAUUCUUCACGGAGCUUUGCCUGGCUUCUUUGUCUCCCAGUUGGCUUUUAAAGCUGAUCGGGCUGCCUCUGCACACCGUCUUACUAUCCUUCUCCCUUCUUACGUUUUAGCCUUCUGCACAGACAGAACGAGAACAUCUUUUCCCAAUUUUAGGCUAUUUAAUGAUGACCAAUAAGGACCCAGGCAGAUGCUAACAUGUAAAACAGCUCAGAUUAAAGUAUUUUAAGUCAAACGUGACAAUAAUAUUAAUCCAAUUCAAAAGUACCUUUGACUCGAGACAUGCUGGUGUGAUGACUGCCAGACUUUCCGUCCUUGGUGUCCUUAGAAGGCGUACACAGAGUCACGGGAGGGAGUGAAACUGCCUUUACUGUGGGAAGGCAGUGCAGCUACAUAACAGACAUCUCGGCCUCCCCAGCCCACCACAGUACUGCUUACAUUGAGGAACAUUUUCUUUCUCGGGAAGGAAAAUUCAGCAAGGUCACUCCCAUCAAAGCAGAAUGAAGACCUGAUAACAGCAAGCUGUGACAAACAGCGUGUCCCGAAGUGUAGACCCUCACCUAUAUCAUAUUUAGUUUUUACAGUGACUUUGGGAAACACCUCUCGUGUUUCUCAUUUUUUCAGAUGAGAACACAGACCCGGAGAGGUUCAGGCAUUUGCCUAAGAUCACAAGUAAAAGGCAAAGCUGGUUGCACAAGAAGUGUUGCUGGACCAAAGGCAAGACUUUCUCUAACCCAAGAUCUAAGUGCACAGAGUAUGAAUGUAAGAGAAAGAAUCUCUCAAGGAAGUAGACAGUGAAAAUAACAUUUGCUUGAUCUGAGUUAUGUGGAGUUUUUAAAAAAUAAGAUUAAAAAUGUAUCUGCACAUAGAAAGUCAUAUACAACACAUUCUCAGUAUUUGAAAAUAAAGGACAUUAAAAUCUAAAUUUUAACCAUAAGGGAAGCAUUUAGUGUUACUUUAGAAAAUUCACUGAUGACAGAAUACUACUAUUCAUGGCCAGCUAUGAAUGCAGAAAAACAGGGCAGUCUGUGUCUGGAAUGGCAUGCAUAAUUUGUAAACCUUUCCAAACACUAAUAAAACAUUAAUCAACUCAGAAUGCAGUGCUCUGUACCCAACAGUGCCUCUUUACUUGCUUCUCUGGGAAGUGCUAAAUUUGUAGGUCAUCAUCAAAGUUUGGGGAUAUGCAAUAUAAAUAACCAUUUUUUUCAAAAUGCACAUUCUGUGGAGAGGAAGUGACAAGGUGGUCAAGAUUGUUUCAAGAUCCAGGUACUGACGGCAUCAGGACAAUAUCCAUAGCACCCAUGUGCCAUAAUACUGCAACAUUUCCAGAGGCUCUGCACACAAGGAAACCAACCCCCGAGUCCCGCAGUGACUGCAGACAAACCUUACAUGUGCUUGGGUACCACUUGGGUCAGCCCAGCAAGAUCUCAUGUGGCCUUAGAGAAGCAAAAAGAACAUUUUCCAGCACUUUUUAUUGAAAACAUAAUCUUGAUAUUGGGAAGGAUUUAUAAUGUUAAAAACUUGAUUUGUGCACUGGGAAUGUAGCUCAUUAUCACUGAGUACUUGCCUAACAUGCAUGAGGCCCUGGGUUCAAUCCCCAGUACUGCAAAAAGAAAAAAAAGAUUUAUAAUUAUAUCAUCUCAAAAGAAAACUGUUCUCUUUAUUCACUAGUGGAGCAAUCUAGAAAAAUCCAUUUGUUUGGGAGCUCACCUUCCUCUGGCCAUAGUAUAGUGUUUGUGCUUAAUGUAGAUGUAACUAAUAACCACAUUAAGAUUUUGGAAUAGAAUACCAUUUAAAUUUCCAAAACAUAAAUAUAUUACUUUAGGGAAGACAAAUAAAAACCACCCCAUGAUUGUCUAGAAGAAAAUUCAGUUGAGAAUAUUGCUCAAAAUCUUUACAAACAGUAUCACUGCUUAUAAAUUGAAGAUAAACCACUACCACACCACGAGCACCCUACAAAACCUUUUCCCUAUAUCUUUGUGUAGUAAUGUAAAGUUUCCAGGGACCAGCUGACCAUCUUAGUGACAAAAGUGCGCUCAACUCCUGGUGGGUCCCACUCAUCCUCCUUUCAACCACAAAAAUCAAUUGCACUGUUAGUUCUUGUCCUGUUAGUUUAACCAGUGGUUGUCUAGUUUCUUUGGUCUUAAAACAGUGGAUUCUUAAAACAGUGGAUUCUCAAGCUUUAGCACGUAUCAGAAUCACCUGGGGUGGGGGUAUUAAAACAGACUGCUGGGGUCAUGCCCAGGGUUUCUGAUUUUAUAGACCUGGAAAUUUGCAUUUUUAACAAGUUUUCAGAUGAGGCCAGUGCUGCUGCUGUGGAAAUCAGUCUUUGAGAACCACUCCCUUUGAAAAAUGUCCAGCUUCUACCUUUCAGAUCAGCCUGACUUAUCAAGCACUAGAGAAAAACUGAACUUGCCCUGGGGCAGACAAUUUGAGAUUGGAUUACCUGUAACAUUCCUGUUCGAUCUUCCCAGUGUCCAGUUUUAUUGUAUAAACGAUGGGUUUUUACAUGCUAGAAGACAAUGAAUGUAUAAGUUCUAUGGAACAGUGAGAUAAGUCUAAGCUUCUCGUCUUUGUAUUUAGAAACAUUGAUUCUAUAAAUGAUUGUAUCAUGUUGACCCUUUGACUUGUACCGAAGGUGAUUUUAAAUUAGGUAUGUAGUGUUUGCAUUUCUUUCCAUAUAGUUUUAAUGAGACACUUCAUGUUGGCUCCAUUCAGCCUUGGCUCCUGGCUUACUACAAAGGUUUUUGAGUAGUUGCUUGCUUGCCAGCUGUUGUUCAUCUCACAUUGGUCACUGAAAUAUCAGCAUUUCAAGACAUUAUGACACUACUUGCUGUACUUUCAUCUUUCACUUAACUGUCUGGUGUAAAUUAGUGUUUUACUUUCACAUAUAUCUGUAAAGAGUCUACCAAAUGGCUUCAUGGAAAUUUGCAAAAUGAACCAACUCCCUUUUGAGUAGUAGAUAUGCCUGUUUUGACUUUUUGGUAAACAUGUUGUAUUUGUGCACAAAUAUGCACAAUGGAGACUAUAUUUAUUCUCUCAUCUUCCAAAUGAUGGGGAAAAUGCAAAAGUGAAUCGAUGUACUUUUGGAAAACAGUGAGAUUCUAUUAACUCAAGUACAGAUGGGGCCUUAGUUUAUCUUUUAACUCUUUAUUCAAUUAAUUAGCUCUGGAAAUUAUCUUUCCAUUAAAAAAUAAGGACCACAGCAGGAUUUAUUCAAGAGGAAAAAAAAAAGUUUCUUUAAAUCAUCACCUACUUAUAAACUAUAUUAAUCACAUAUAAUUCUUAUUGACUCUAUCAAUAAAGUUUUUCUAAAGAUUUCUGCUUAGUAAAUAGCCUGAUCUCAUUUAAGUUAGCUUAGACUACUGUAUAAAUAGAAUGUAAUAAUUUUAGGCACUAGAAUUAGUGAGUUCAGAAAGCAUAUUAGUGUUAAUGGUAUCAAGGAUUCAAGUCCUUGCCUGUAUGAAUGGAAGUAAUUGAAGAUAUUUUUCGUUCCCAUGCGUCUCAUAAUCCUUUUUAAAUGAUGGCUCUAGUUCUUUUAAUAACUGGUUCUAAGAUUAAAUUUUUAAAAAUCAAUCUCUAGGAAUAGUUUAUUUUCAAAGUGUUUUACCAAUUGGUGCCAAAAAGGCAAGGGUGGAAUGUAAAAGCCAGUCUUUCGAACUAACAUGUAAAAUGUUAGUUUUUCUCUUAAAGUGAGGGAGGCCCAGCCCCCAUACUGCCGGCCCCUAGGGAUCAUCUACGGCUACCUCAUGAUCACAUGCGAGCUACUUGGUUUUGCUCUCUCUGUAGUGCUUUCAUCUGGUUCUUGUUGGAAGUGCUUCUGAUUAAAAACUGGUUUCCCACUAAGCAGGCAAAACUGGAGAAGAUGACUGCUUCUGGUCGUUCUGGUUUUGCUUCCAUUGAAACCAGGUGGUAGAAUAUCCAGGUAUGGCAUGAUGGGGCAGGAGGAGGUGCCUCGAGGGAAAGGUUAUCUUUGUUUCUUGGUUUACGUUGGGGGGGAGCUACAAAGAAUAUGUUCAUUGCCCUAAUCAUGCCAAAAGACCAUUAUUCGAGAUGCUUCUCCUGCUUUUCUAAGAGGAAUAAACUGAAAUUACAUCCUAAACAGUCCCCUACUCCCAUCUCACAUUCUAGACAAAGCCAGUGGGUGGUAUGGGUCCUUUUAUCCUUUCUUGUAUUAUACCAAAGAAUUAACUUCUUUUCAUUAAAAAUUAUCAGUGAAGCUUGGUACAGCUAUAAUGAUUUGCAUCCGUAUACCAUUUUACAUAUAAAAUGCAAAAUUCACCCUUGCAACCCCAUUCACCAGGAGCCUUGAAGCAUUGUUUACUCCAAAGGCCUUGUCAAGGAAGUAUAAUUUUUGUUUUGCCUUCUUAGUUUGGUCACAUUUACAUACAAAACCAACCCCUGAAAACUACCCUUCUUUAUAUGUUGAUAUAACUGUUUGAUUUGAUAUAAUCUGUCUGUUCAUUGUUUACUAGGUCUCUGUAAGCAAGCCUGCAAGUGUAUUUUGUGUAUAUUUUAUCUGAGGUGAAAAAUGAAGAUUCUAAAGAGAAAAUAUUUUAAAAGAUACUGUAUUUAUGUUGCUUGUGUUGUAGAAUAAAGAUUCAAAUGCAUUAAAAAUCUGA